AAGGAUGGGAACUUAAGAAAAACAAAACAAAAAAUUGUCUUCAUCAUGACGUUUAUUUCAAUCUCAAGAAGCCCAAAGAAAUUAUUAAGAAACUUUCUACUGGCCUUUCUCAUCAUCUUUGCCGUGCGGUUAAAGCUGAGCAAGCAGAAGGAGGCAGCAGCAGGCAGGGCCGCCGAAGUGACCGAUGAACCCAGAGUCGAAGUCCUCGGCAACAGGGCCGCCCUCCGCGUCAAACCGAAGACCGAGCAAUGGGCCUUGGAGAUGGAGGAGGUCCCCCUCGAGUCGGUAGACCUCGAGGAAGUCGGCCUCAGGCUAGAGGAACGAAGGUCGGAGAUCAGGCGUCGGUGCGAAAGGUUCCUCACGUCGGAGGAGCUGCAGGAGGCGCCCAACAGCAGGGAGUUCCUCAUCAACAAGGACUACGGCCUCGUGUGGUGCAACGUGUUCAAGGCCGCCUCCUCCACGUGGCUCUACAACUUCCUGCUCCUGGCCGGGAUUUCCAAGAAGGUCAUCGAAAGGUCGAGAACCUCCCCCGUGGAGGUCGCCCGCACGAAGGCCUAUCCGCGGCCGUCCGUCGAGGAGCUCCGGGCCUUCGUCGCUUCGGCCAACGCCACGUCCUUCCUGAUCGUCCGGGAGCCCUUCCAGCGCCUCCUCUCGGCCUUCAGGGACAAGAUCGAGGCCAACCACCAGGCGCAUUAUCGAUCGCUGAGGUGCCACAUCCAGACCAAGGUCGGCAGGAGGUCCCGUCGGGGCGUGGACUGCCAGCCGACCUUCCCCGAGUUCGUGGACUACCUGCUGGAGGAGCGGGCGAAGGGCCACGCCCCCAACGAGCACUGGGCGCCCUACUACUCCUUCUGCUCGCCGUGCCAGGUGGCCUUCGACUACGUCCUGCGAUUCGAGAGUCUGUCGCAGGAGGAGGCCUUCCUGGUGGCCAAGGUCCCUCGCCUCUCCACCGUCGUCCAGCCGCACAGACUCCACGCUUCCCACACAGACUACGAGACCGCCACGAGACACUACUUCUCCCAGCUGUCUGAGGCGAGGCUGUUGGCUCUCUACGCCAUCUACAAGCGCGAUUUCGAGAUCUUCGGUUACGAUGCGACGCCCUAUUUCGACUACGCCAAGGAUUCGUAGAGAGGAAGGAAAGGAAGGAAGGAAAGAAGAGGAUUAAAAGAAUGUUUUUUUAA
Molecule: messenger RNA, 1181 nt
Organism: Penaeus vannamei (Pacific white shrimp)
Lineage: Eukaryota; Metazoa; Arthropoda; Malacostraca; Decapoda; Penaeidae
Product: carbohydrate sulfotransferase 13
Biological process (GO): carbohydrate biosynthetic process
Cellular component (GO): membrane
Molecular function (GO): sulfotransferase activity
Source: RefSeq, a predicted model, not a curated record